GAGAUACUUAAAUCCUAAGGAAAGGAUCGCGAGGAAGCAUCCGAUGGCGGCGCCAAGCAUACCACUCACCAUUUCCCCAACCGUCAAUAACGACCGCCACUUCGCAAACCACCCCACAGUCACACUCAUCGAAAAAUGCUCAAAUCCGCAGCAGCUCAAGCAGAUCCACGCUCAGAUGCUUCGCGUCGGCCUCUUCUUCGACCCUUUCUCCGCCAGUAAGCUCAUCCAGUCAUCCGCUCUCUCCCAAUUCUCCAGCAUCGACUACGCCCACAAGGUGUUCGACCAAAUUCCCCAACCAAAUCUCUAUUCUUGGAACACCCUCAUCCGCGCCUACGCCACCCGCUCUCACCCCCUCAACUGUCUCUCCAUCUUCUCCCGUUUGCUCCAAGAUUGCCCCGAGAAGCCCAAUAAAUUCACUUACCCCUUCGUCAUCACAGCCUUGGCUAAGCUCAAGGAUUUGGAGCUCGGGAAAGGGAUCCAUGGCAUGGCCGUCAAGGAGGGUUUCUCCUCCGAUUUGUACGUGGCCAACUGCUUGAUCCAUUUCUACGUGGAAUGCGGGUGUUUGGAUAUGGCGUCGCGUGUCUUCUCCAAUAUGCCUGAGAGGGAUGUGAUCUCUUGGAACUCCAUCGUUGAUGGGAUGGCUCAGAACGGCCUCUUCGAUGAAACGAUGGAGAUCUUCUGCCGCAUGGAAGAAGAAGGCGUGAGGCCGAACGACAUCACAAUGGUGGGAGUCUUGACUGCCUGCAGGAGGGUGAAGGUGGAUGUGAGGUUUGGGAAGAUGGUGCAUUCCUACAUAGAGAAGAACAGGAUCAAACAGAGUUUGAUCCUCUGCAACGCGGUUCUUGACAUGUACACGAGGUGUGGGGGCGUGCACGAAGCUAAGAUGUUCUUCGACAAGAUGAUGGAGAAGGACAUCAUCUCAUGGACAACCAUGCUUGUGGGGUAUGGUAGCCUGGGCGAUUUUGAUGCGGCCAGAGGACUCUUCGACUCGUUGCCUACCAAAGAUAUUGCAGCGUGGAACGCUCUCAUCUUGGCCUAUGAGCAGAAUGGUAACCCUAAGGAGGCCGUGGCCGUUUUCAAUGAGCUGCGGCAGAGCAAAACAGCGAAACCGGAUGAAGUCACUCUUGUUAGCACUUUAUCAGCCUGUUCCGAGCUGGGGGCGAUCAAGUUGGGUUGUUGGAUCCAUGUCUAUGUAAAGAAGGAAAAAAUGAAGUUGAAUUGUCACCUUGCAACUGCCUUGAUCGACAUGUAUUCCAAGUGUGGCGAUCUGGAGAAGGCGCUCGGCGUCUUCCACUCAGCCGAGGGCAAGGAUGUCUUCGUGUGGAGCGCGAUGAUUGCAGGGCUAGGGAUGCACGGUUGUGGCGUCUACGCGCUGGAGAUGUUUGGGAAGAUGGAUGUGAAACCCACAGCAGUUACCUUCACGAACUUGCUAUCUGCCUGCAGCCACUCGGGUCUGGUCGAGGAGGGGAGGGAGUUAUUUGACCAGAUGGAGCGGGUGCACGGCGUGGCACCCGGGGUCGAGCACUACGCGUGCAUGAUCGACAUUCUGGGACGGGCGGGGCUGCUGGAGGAGGCGAUGGCGCUGAUCAAGACCAUGCCGGUGGCUCCCGGUGCCUCCGUGUGGGGGGCUCUGCUCGGGGCGUGCAGGCUACACAAGAACGUCGAGCUGGCCGAGGAGGCGUGGGCACGUCUCCACGAGAUCGAGCCACGGAACCACGGGGCACACGUGCUUUUGUCGAACAUAUACGCGAAUUCGGGCUUGUGGGAGAAGGUUUCGGAGGUGAGGAAGCGGAUGAGAGAUGUUGGGCUGAGGAAAGAGCCAGGGUGCAGCUCGGUUGAGGUGAAUGGCAGAAUGCAUGAGUUUCUAGUGGGAGAUAACACACAUCCUAUGUCGAAGAAGAUAUACUCGAAAUUGGAGGAAAUUGCAGAGAGAGUCAAGUGUGAAGGCUAUGAAACAAAGAAAUCAGAGGUGCUGCAAAUGGUGGAAGAAGAAGAUAUGCAAGAAAAGGCUUUGAGUCUCCAUAGCGAGAGACUAGCUCUUGCUUACGGGCUCAUCGCGCUCGAGCCGCCGACGCGACGAAUUCGGAUCGUCAAGAACCUUCGUGUCUGUGAAGACUGUCACUCUGUGUUCAAGCUUGUGUCGAAGAUUUAUGAUAGGGAUAUUGUGUUGAGAGAUAGGUAUCGCUUUCACCACUUCAAGGAGGGGUCUUGCUCUUGUAAUGACUAUUGGUGAAGAGCUAUUAUAAGAGUGACAGGUUAAUAUUUUAUUGGUUUCGAGGAUUAAAAGUCGUUGAUAAAAUAAGGAUCGGAAAUGUAUUAUCCAAA
This is a messenger RNA of Salvia miltiorrhiza (redroot sage), 2325 nucleotides long. Its product is annotated as pentatricopeptide repeat-containing protein At2g29760, chloroplastic. Bases 44 to 2233 code for a protein of 729 amino acids. The record is from RefSeq and is a predicted model, not a curated record. Gene Ontology annotation, biological process: RNA modification. Lineage: Eukaryota; Viridiplantae; Streptophyta; Magnoliopsida; Lamiales; Lamiaceae. The transcript has a single exon. Gene Ontology annotation, molecular function: zinc ion binding; protein binding; RNA binding.